Molecule: messenger RNA, 1911 nt
Organism: Paramecium tetraurelia
Lineage: Eukaryota; Ciliophora; Oligohymenophorea; Peniculida; Parameciidae
Exons: 6
Source: RefSeq, a predicted model, not a curated record
AUGUAUAAUAUACUUAGAGCGAAAAAUGCCUUCAAGCAAAAUAGAAAUAAAACACCAUAGGAAUCUAUAAAUCAGAGGCAACCUAGUUAGAGUGUAUAUGAUUAAAGCAAUUAUUCGUUGAGUGUGACCAAAAGUAAAACUAAUAACUCAACUACUAUGAAUACGAUAAAUAGAACAAGUAACUCCUUCUAUAUUGGUCCAAGAAGGGACAAGUUGUAAACUUAUACAAUAGAGUUAUAAAAAACUAUGGAUGCUGAUUUUGGGAAUAAAUUAAGAACAGGUCAUAGGGAGAGUGGCAGACAGAGUAGAAAAGUACAUACCUCUUAUGGACAGAAUGAUUAAAGACUUAUAUAACAUAGUAAAUCUGUCAUUUAUGGAAAAAAAGAAGUGGAAAAUGAUGAUGAACAAACAUAAGAAAAUAUGACCAUUGUUUAAUAGGGGUUGAUCUAAGAACCUUCUAAACCAUUAAUCAAUACAAAUGAAGAAUUGACUAAAAUAAAAGAACAAGUUAAUUCUAUGUAUAAGAAUUUGGAACCUGACACUAUGGAAGUAGAUUAAUGGGAUUAUUAGGUAGACUAUGGGAAACUAGAACUUAAAGUAUUUAGUUUGGAUGAAUUGAGAUAUUUAAUUUAAGAAUUUGAAAAGGAAGAAUAUGAAAGAAACUAUUUGACAAUGGAUAAAAUUCUAUUGAAAAAUAAGUUUUUUUAGAGAUUUGGCUAGGGAAUCAGGAUUGGAAUAAUGGAAAAAGCCUCUAUGGAAAUUCAUGAUGUUGGAGAAGUCAUUCUUCAAUUGGGUGCUAAUAGCAAUAACCUUUAUGUCAUACUUAGAGGAUCUUGUUAAUAGACAUUGACUAUGGACAUUCAAUUAGAAGAAUAUCAAUGUUUGACUGUCUAAUCUUAUUUUGAUGGUUAAGAUUUAUCAGAGAUCAAUUUAUUGUAAUUAAAUAAUAGCAGGGGAUAUUCUGCAAAUAAAUUCAUAGAUAUGGUUGAGGAAAUUAAAGAGCAUCCAAAAUUCAAAGAUAUGUUAAAAAAUGAAAGAACUAAAUUGAUAACCAGUCAUAUAUCUUGUGCAGAAAAAACAUAUUUAUUGAGAAUGGACAAUGAUCAAUUCUAAAAGAUUUUGAAAUAGUCAAUUGAAAAAGACAAAGAAUUCAAAUUGAGUAUCUUAUCAUAAAUCAGAUUUUUCUAACAUACUUCUGCAUCUCAAUUAUUGCAUUUGGUAGCAGAGUUGGGAAUUCAAAAAUACUUUUAGGGAGAUUGCGUAGUAAGAAAGGGAGAUUAGUUAAACAGAGUGAUUAUAAUAGCUUAAGGUGAGUUUGAUAUUGUGGAGGAAAUACAACUUUAGAGGGAAACAAGAAAUUAUUAUUUAGAGAACAAAUUAAGACCUUUGGUGCAUAGAAAAAUCAUAGACAGGAAUACUAAACCUAUGAUACCUAGAGAUUUUGCUGAUUAAUCUUUUGAUUUAUCUUUAAAUAACAAUUCAAAAUAAUAAGUUAUACGAAAUUCAAAAUGCUACCAAUAUUGUAAUAAGUAAAUUAGAGGCAAAAAUGAAAUCGCAUAUACACAUUUACAUGUAUUGAAAACAUUGAAGAAAUGCGAUGUAAUUUGUGGUAGAUCAUUACUAAUUUUAUAUGACAAUGAGUAUGAUUAGGAAGAGUCAAGUAAUGCAAAAUUGACUGUUGUUGUAAAGAGUGUGUAAGGUUAAGUUUUCUUUUUGGAUGAAAAAAGAUACUAAAAUCUCCCAGAAAGUUUACAAAAUCAAAUUUUAGCAGGAUUAAGAUCUAUGAAGGAAUUUGAUGAUUAUGAGAUAGAUCACAUUAGGAAACAAAUAAGAACAUGGGAGAAAUAUAAAUAAAAUUUAUAUAAACAGUUUAUAAUGGAGAAACGCUAAAAUACUUUUAAAACAUACUGA